AUGGAUGCCAAGAUUCAUCUGGAGACAGCGAAUCUUGAAGAAACUAUUAAGGAGGAUAAUAAUGCAUCCUCUCAAGAUUGGGCAAAUGCCAUGAUCUUUAUCCGUCACCACCUUGAUGAGGGACUGAAGAGUGAGUACCUCAUGGUUGAAGAUCCACUGACCCUCUAUAAGUUGAAGCUCUGUGGAGAACCCAUUACUGAGGAAGACAUGUUGGAAAAGACUUUCAGCACUUUUCAUGCCUUCAACGUGCUUCUGCAGCAACAAUAUAGAGAGCGAGGUUUUUCUCAGUACAACCAGUUGAUAUCUAUGCUCCUUGUAGCUGAGCAAAACAAUGAGCUUCUGAUGAAGAAUCAUCAGUCCCGCCCUAUUGGAUCAGCACAAUUCCCAGAAGUGAAUGUUGUUUCCCUUGAAAGGAAUACCACAUCUUAUGAUAAUAAUUACAAACGAGGACGUGGCCACAAGCAAGGCCGAAAGGGCAAAAACCAUGAUGUCCAGUUAACCAGGUUCCAAGGCAUAAUACAGGCCCAAGCUUUUAACAAGCAAAUUGCCAGAAAGGCAAAGCUCAUAUGA
Messenger RNA from Malus domestica (apple), 570 nucleotides. RefSeq lists its product as uncharacterized. NCBI's taxonomy places the organism in Eukaryota, Viridiplantae, Streptophyta, Magnoliopsida, Rosales, Rosaceae. The record is from RefSeq and is a predicted model, not a curated record.